AUGAGCGCCCAAGAUGCUACCGCUGGGCAAGUGAAUGGCGCAGCUCCGGCAGUGCCAAAGGUGGUGCCGAUGGAAGAGCCUCCAAGAGGAUCUGGUGAGGGUCCCAGAGAGCAAGCGCCUGCAGAUGAUACGACGGCAGCGGGGACUGUACCGUUGCCCUUUGUCAGUCACACGGACCAGAUGAACGCAGAGGUGAGAAGUGCUCAGCCUUCUGCGCGGCCGGAGCAGAGUGUGAGACCUACUGAAGAAGUGCAUCAACAAGGUGCGGAUGGUGGUAUUGGUGGCGUUGCGGGGCUACAGACUGGCACACAAAUCGGUCCACAAUGGGCCGCGAGUGCAGUGAUGCAGCCGCAGCCUACUGAAGAACAGCCGGGGCAUCUGGAUGCAGAUUUUCAGCGUGAUGAUGUUGAUGGUGGAGGUUUUCAGACUCCACGGCUGGGUGACCAGGCUUGGCGAGUUAUUCAAGCAGCCACCGAUUCCACCGGAGUGGCUGCCGAGUCCGAUUCCUUCGCGGAACUCGCGGAGGAUUGCUACGAGGACCCAGCAGCUCAGCAAGACAUCGAGAAGAUCCUCCGCUUCCUCGUGGACCUUUUGCAGCGCCAGAAAGUGAUCCUGAUCUCCGAAGGCCAGGUGUUGGUGUUGGAGUUCGGGAUGCUGGGGAAGAAGUUCAAGUACCUGUUCAAAGGAGUGAUCCUUGGAGUUCGUUGUGGGAAGGGAUCUCUGGAAAGCUGGGAGGGGACAGACGGUGAUGAUGAAGCCCCUGAGACAGUCAAAACGUCUAUGAUGAGUUUGCCAGAGCUUGCCGCGCCGGAGGGUGAGAUGAGUGGUUUGAAGUUUCAAGACUGGGUGGUGCAAGUUACAACAGCAAUGCAAGACUUGUCCAUGAGUUCAGGAAAGUGGUGGGAGAUCGUGAAGAAGGCGGUCAUGGACUCUUAUGCUACGUGGCUAGCUGCCACGCCUCUAGAACGACUUCAAGUGCAACCCCAAGGAGCUGUAGAGAUGGCAGCGGGGAAGUGGGUGCGAGUAAACGCCCGCGCUUGUGCAUUGCUGAUGCAGUCGUUAAGUGAGGUGGUGAAAGCAGACUCAGAUGAUGAGAUCGUCGCUGCGUAUCGUGGAGAACAUUGUGGCAUCGAGGCCGGUGUCUUCGGAUGGGACGGAGUCAACAAAGUUCAUCUAGAGCCAGAAGGAGAAGUUUCCCCUGUAGCCGCAGCUGAUGGAGUGCUUCAUGGGCAACCGGUGCUUUCAUGGGAGGCGCUUUUGCAGGCAGCAGCGAAAGUUGCGGCCGCCUCACCAGCUGAGCCGAAAGCCCCAACGAUGAAAGUGCUAUCCCUGAGCCCUCCCAGAGCAGAAGCAGUGGAUGGGUCGCAUGUGUUCGCGCUCGUGGACUCAGGUGCAACGCAUCCUCUUCGACGAGCCAAAACGGAGGAAGAAUGGCGAGCGGGCGACAGGGUUACCGUGAACUUAGCAGGUGGAGAAACCGUUGAGCUCAGGAUGAAUGAAGCGGGGACAUUGCUGGUUCCGUGUGCUGGAGCGCCGAGGUCCAGUUCUUCAGCCCCAAUUGUUCCACUGGGAUCUCUUGUGGGGAUGUUGGGCUAUCGACUAGAAUGGUCGGGGAGUCGGUGCAUGCUGACUAGUCGAGAAGGUGACGUUCUUAAACUACGAGUUCGGGAUGGUUGUCCGGAAAUCACGGAGAGUCAGGCUCUGGACCUUAUUGCCAAGAUUGAAGAAAAGAAGUUGGCGUCGCUGAAGACGGCUACGGGCGAAACCAGAGCGAAAGUGAGGGAGGCAGCAAUCUCGAUGCAGAAAACAUGGUUCGAUCACCUGUUGUCGUACUGUGACAGUGGACUGGGUUCUGAUGCAGUGAAGGCCAUACGAGAAGCUCCGUUCUUUGAAGGUGUUCCACCAGAAGCGCUGUAUGGACUUGCAGAGGCAGUUCCGUGUUCGAAUGGUUGGGACGCACUGAAGGGACUGAAGCAUCUCAACAGGCGGACUCGAAAGCGACUGUGGAGUUCAAAUCAAUGGGUCUUGCACCUCUAUGCAGGAAAGACCGCUAACCAGGAGAUCCUUUUCCUAGAGCGUCAGGGAUUCACGGUGCUGGAGUUGGAUUUGGAAAGAUAG
Molecule: messenger RNA, 2118 nt
Organism: Symbiodinium sp. CCMP2592
Lineage: Eukaryota; Dinophyceae; Suessiales; Symbiodiniaceae
Source: the annotation of a GenBank genome assembly